Messenger RNA from Moneuplotes crassus, 1069 nucleotides. NCBI's taxonomy places the organism in Eukaryota, Ciliophora, Spirotrichea, Euplotida, Euplotidae. The record is from the annotation of a GenBank genome assembly.
UUUUCUAAGCGAUCAAUAGAAUUAUAAAUUAAUGUCUAACCUUCUCCCUAACCUCUUCGGUAACUGCUGAGCAGAUAAACAAGAACAUGUAGAAGAAGAUGCAGACAUGGAGCAGGAGUUUAUCAGUCACAUUCCUAAGCACAAAGAGCCCAACAACAAAAUUUAUCAGAUGCGUAAGAAAAAGUUGCCCAAGAAAGACAGCAAACAAGUGUUCGACCACACUUGCGAAGAUUCGUCUUCCUUGAAGGUAACAAGGCCUGCCUUUGGAACCUUCAUAAAACGUAGCCUCAAUAGUGGAGUGUCUGAAAACAAGAUGUCUUCAAGCCAAACCAGCCGUUACGAGUGGUCAGAAACCACAAAAGGGGCAACAGGAGAGGUCAACCCGAACGAAAACUUGCCUAAGAGGUUUCUCACAAUCGAAGAAGACAAGAACGAUAACAGCUCAGAGUUGUCAAGGGAGUUGAUCGCUACCCAUCAAGCUUCCAAUAAUGAGAGCCAGAUCAGUGGUCAAUUAAGUUCUCUUGAAGCAAAAUUAGCAGAAUUCAGAGUGGACUCCAUGAAAUCACAGCAAGAACUCAGAAAUCUCAUGCUGAAAAACCAUUAUACUACUUCAAAGAGGAUCAGUGUUCUUGAAAACAAAAUAGACAAACUCGAUUCUAAAGUCGGCCAGUCAUUUGCAAGGCAUCAGAGUCAGAACCCUAGUUCUGAAGUGCCAGCGAGGUCAGGCCCGACAGAAAGCUCUGAACAGUCAAGUUCACAGAAUAAUGCCAUCGAAGAGUCCAAGUCUCAGAUGCAAGACUAUGAGCCACUUCAAGAUAAUGACGAUCUGUCUGACUGCAUGGAGGCUAGACCCAGCAGGCUUAGACCCAGUUGAGUGUCUCAGGGAUUAUCUCAACAGGACCACUUCAACAAACCCUCUGAGGACGAAGAUGACCAGAUCCCAGACUGGAAUGCCUACCAGAGCAUCAACACUCCUAGCGUAUCUAUCAGCGAAGCGAACGAGUCAGCUCCAAGCAGAAAGUAUUUCUGAUACAGGGACGAGUUUCAUAAAUCUGGCUCUGAAGAAUAA